This is a messenger RNA of Olea europaea var. sylvestris, 1135 nucleotides long. RefSeq names its product hexose carrier protein HEX6-like. Gene Ontology annotation, cellular component: membrane. Gene Ontology annotation, biological process: transmembrane transport. Gene Ontology annotation, molecular function: carbohydrate transmembrane transporter activity. The transcript has a single exon. The coding region runs from base 40 to 957 and encodes 305 amino acids. The record is from RefSeq and is a predicted model, not a curated record. NCBI's taxonomy places the organism in Eukaryota, Viridiplantae, Streptophyta, Magnoliopsida, Lamiales, Oleaceae.
AAAAUUAAGGGAGGUUGGGGUUGGCGAAUUUCAUUAUCAAUGGCAGUAGCCCCAGCUGCAAUUCUGACUAUUGGGGCGUUUUUCCUCCCGGAGACACCAAAUAGCCUAAUACAGCAUGGAAACGAUCAUGAAAAGGCCAAGCGAAUGCUGCAAAGAAUCCGAGGCGUUGAUGAUGUCCAAGUAGAACUAGACGAUCUCAUAAAAGCGAGUUAUGCUUCAAAAUCUGUCAAACACCCGUUUAAGAAUCUCUUGCAAAGAAAAUAUAGGCCUCAACUCAUUAUGUCAAUGGCAAUUCCCUUCUUCCUACAAGCGACAGGAAUCAAUGUGAUCGGGUUCUAUGCUCCAGUACUUUUUCGGACAAUUGGUUUAACCGAAAGUGCAUCGCUGUUGUUAACAAUUCUGAUCUCAUUUGUGGGCUUAGGUUCGACAAUGGGGUCAUCUUUGGUAGUCGACAAACUUGGCAGACGUGCUUUAUUUCAUUUGGGCGGGAUUCAAAUGUUCAUUACACAAAUGUUGAUUGGAGGAAUAAUGGCAGCCAAAUUGGGGGAUCAUGGAGAAUUAAGCAAAGGGUAUGGCAUAUUAGUUUUGAUCUUAAUUUGCGUAUAUGUUGCUGGUUUUUGUUUGUCAUGGGGACCAUUGGGAUGGGUCGUUCCAAGUGAAAUUUUUCCACUGGAAAUAAGGUCGGCAGCACAAAGUAUUAAUGUAGCUACCAGUCUUCUCUUCACAUUCGUCAUUGCUCAAGGUUUUCUUGCUAUGCUUUGCGAAAUGAAGUCUGGAAUUUUCUUCUUCUUCGGGGGAUGGGUGGCAUUAAUGACUGGAUUUGUCCACUUUUUCCUGCCAGAAACCAAGAAUAUUCCGAUAGAGAAAAUGGAGAAAAUCUGGGAGGAGCAUACUUUCUGGAAAAGAUUUGUCCCUUGUAAUCAAGAUAAUGAAAAGAGUAAGAUUGAGGUAGCAUGAGCCUGCAAAUAUAUAUGCUUCAUAGUGUGUUAGGCCAAAUAUAUCGAUCGCACUGGUUUCAUGUAUUUAAUAAUGGAUCGAAUAGAGACAUCUAUUUGCUUUUGUUUAUGUUUACAGCACUUCAUUUCACAAUACCAGGAUAUGAUCUCUUCAGAAUGAGUUGAACAACAUUUGGACA